CAUCGAUUCCUACAAUAACAUUGCCGGACUCAAUUAAAGAAGGAAAACAUGCACAUAUUACUUGCAAAACCUUCAAUGCCAGACCAGAGCCAAAACUCUACUUCAUGUACAAUUCAACAACUUACAAUACAAGCAACAGCUUUUCCAAAAUAAAAGGCGGUAUAACAGUUGAUGCUGAAACAAUCCUAGGAAAAUCUUUCAGCCGAUAUGACAACACUAGGAGUAUAUAUUGUUGCGUUGAGUAUAAUGAGUAUUACAAAAACACAAAGAAAAUGAAAACAAAAUGCUCGACUUCUGCCAUAAGUGCUUUAUUCCCACCAAAAUUUAUACAGCUGCAAGAAUUAAACAGAGCAAACGAUGCAGAAGGUAACACCAGUCUCCUGUUGAAGUGUACAAGCGACGUUUCAAUUCCAGUCAGUAAAAUAAGAUGGAACAUCACGUCAGAUUUUAAAUAUGAAUCCUUCCAGGAAAAGGAUAAGGUUGAGGAAUUGUCUGGACAUAUAAGGACUGAGAUUUUAUCUGCGAACCUCACGCGACAUAAUAACGGAGAAUCACUAUCAUGCUACAUAGAAAAUCAUGCGUUCCCAGAGAUCAAAGUAUUCAAAACCUAUGAACUCAACAUUACUUACAAGCCGUUCAUCAGUUUUACUCCCAGUUCCCCAGUUACUACCUACGUGGAUGACAGUUUUACCGUUUUAUGUCAAUGUGACGCAAACCCACCAGCUAAGAUCGAAUGGUCAAACACUUCUUCGAAUGAAAUAGGUAAAAGAACUGAAUAUAGCCUAGAACUGAUCAUGCAGUUUCACUCCACUGGACGCCAUAACUUUAGCUGUAAUGCGAAAAACACAAUUGGUUCUGCGGAAAGUGCCGUCCGCAUCUUGGUAAAAGAUCAGCCACUAUCGACAUCAGGCGCUCCUACUUGUUCUUGUAACGACCUCUCCUCCUCCACAUUGAUUGGAAUUAUUUGCGGUGGUUUGGCGGUUCUGAUUGUCGUUGUUGUAAUUGUCGGGUUCGUGGUAGUAUCAAAAAUACGACAGAAUACACAGAGGAGCGAGGAGUAUGCCGAUUUACAUUUUCAGGAACAAAAUUUAUAUAUGCAGCCUUUAGGUCCUGUGCACGUCACCAGUGAUGGCUCACAGUCUCCUGAUGGCCAACAAACACAAACUUAUGAAAGUUUGGAGUGAUUCAAUCACGACCAGUUCCAUGGUGCAUGCAGGCCGAAGUAGAAGUUCAAAUCCACGCUGAAUGUUUUAUCUACCUACAUACUCUUCUACUCGACAGAAGCAAACAGUACAAAUAGCACUCCCAAAUGACUAAGAACCUUUCUGUCGACUGAGAGCUGACUGAUAGGGGCGCGAAACUGGACUUGGAUUGAUGUGACGGCCCAGUGUGCUUAGGUGUCACGAAAAUUCACGCUAAACAUAAAUCCUGUUUUCUGUUGCAGUUGGAAAAGUAUACAGAAAUUUACAAAAACACAUGCUGUAAUGCUCUACAUGUAUUAUGCAAACUUUACUCACGACCGUAUGUACGGACUAGUGAAAAGUGUAAAUACUCCAUUGAAAAUGUUUAUUUACAUGUAAUCAUAUUUAUUCAAACAACGUCAAGAUCAUAAAUGAACUAUGUGUUAGUUAGUAAACAUAUAUUAGGGAUAUAACAUUUCAAUUGGUUUCGUAACAAGGAACCGUGUACCCAGUUUUUACAAUUAUUUCCAGGAUUCAUUAGUCUCUGCUUUAACGAUACAUUCACUCUUUCAAGUUUUCCUCAGUUACAUUGAUAAAUUAUGUAACUUAAUGAAAGCACAAUUAUUUAAAACAUAUUGAUACAUCCGAGGACCAAUUUACUUAAAAAAGGAAUUAUUACUUUAAGUUAGGGUGGAUAUGCGAUCUGAUAUGGAAUAUACAGAGGAAAGAAUCCAAUGGCAUGUGGUUUUCUGCGACUGGUAUUAAACAUAUCGGGUCACCAACUAGCCUUGUAAUGAAAAUGUCACAUCAGCAAACUGUUUACACUGAUAAAAUUAUUGGAAAACUUUCAUUUUUUGUCAUCGGAAUCCGAAAAAAGUCAUUUUGGUACGAUAUAAUGAUUAGUGUCUCAAUAUAAAACAAUAUGGGGUCACCACGUGUCACGGUUUCACAAGUACAAAUGAGAUUAUUUAUCAUUCCGUGUAAUUAUAUGUGCUAUAUAUGUGUAGUCUGUGUACAUAGUAAAUAUGUGCAUGUUCAAAUUAUUUAGUCAACCUGUUUGUAUUUUAAAUGUUUGUACUUCGUAAAUGCUUCUCUAUAUUUAUUGAAGAUAAAUAGAAUAAAGUUCAACGUAGAAAUUGCUGUCCAUUUUGAAAGCAUUUUUAAGGGUCAAUAGCUCUUUGAUGAGGUUGUAUGACCCUUUGUUGACUAUUAAACGUCGUCUAGUACAUAAACCACUAUCACAAGUAUUGAGAUUCGCACAACAAUGUACUAUUGAUGAUGAACAACAUAGCCAGGUACAAUCAUUCGAAUUAGUGGUCUUUGUAUUGAUACUUGUAACUUAAGACUUUCCCUGAUAGUGGCCCUUUAUUGUUUUGAGUUUGUAUAAUUUGUGCCAUUUAACAAGAUUAUCGUUCAAUGCUAGUUUGUUUAACAGUUGAAAUUAUUAUCAUGUAUAUUUUGUAUUUCAAUCGGUUUUGUUUCAUGAACAAAUUAACUAUGCUGUCGAUUUUCUUUAUUUAGCGUGUAUGUUUGUAUCUUGAUAUGGAAAAAAAGUGCUUA
Molecule: messenger RNA, 2741 nt
Organism: Mya arenaria
Lineage: Eukaryota; Metazoa; Mollusca; Bivalvia; Myida; Myidae
Product: sialic acid-binding Ig-like lectin 7
Exons: 9
Coding region: 105-1184 (359 amino acids)
Biological process (GO): homophilic cell-cell adhesion; heterophilic cell-cell adhesion
Cellular component (GO): adherens junction
Source: RefSeq, a predicted model, not a curated record